UUUAACUUGCUGUUGAACUGGGAAAAGUUCUUGUCUGACGUUCAUCUGAAGACAUUUUCUUUCGCAUCGCAUCAUCUGCUUGACGGGCAAUAGAAUGAGAUUUUACUACAGAAUAACUUUGGCACUGGCAGUAAUAUGCCUUUUUGGGGAGAGCGGACUGGGAGCCCCAGCCAACGGCAGGUAUAUGUAUGUGAAAUGCAAGCCAGAUGAUAAGGAAGCAAAAUGUGUCACAUUUAAGGGCCCCUUGGUGCCCCUAGAAGGGAAAAGCUCUCGACUUCCGGCUACUGCUGUAAAAGACAUUUUCCCAGUUUCCACAGAGGAAGACAUUCCUGAGAUGGAGGAGCAGUCAGGUUCAGGUGACUCCGACACCUUCGCUCCUUUUAUUAACACGGAUGAGCAGCUGAUGAGAGACGAGCCAAAGCAAGAAGUCACCAAGAGUGAAGAGGAGGGAUCGACCGUCGAGUCCAGUGGAGACUUCGAUUACUCCGACUAUGUUAAACCUCAGAAAAUAGAUUGGCUUUCUGAAAAGGAUUUGAAAGAGGAAAACAUUAUUGCGUAAAGGGCUACAUUACAUCUCAUGUGCUUUUUCUUUUCUUUUUUUUGUACAAUGUGAACCAUACGGGAUGCUGCUUUUUUGGUCACAGAUAUAAUUAAUAUAUAUUCUUAAACUGUGACUCUGCAAAAGUUUUAUUGUAUUCCAGUUUGCAUUGUAAGGAUCUAUUUUUUAUUUGCUCAUCAACUUUGAAACUUUUAUAUUAUUAUUAUUUUAUUUACUCUUAAUGUCCACAGUGUGACCCAUGGUCUGUAUUAAAACGAUUUUAACUCA
Molecule: messenger RNA, 826 nt
Organism: Labeo rohita (rohu)
Lineage: Eukaryota; Metazoa; Chordata; Actinopteri; Cypriniformes; Cyprinidae
Gene: srgn
Product: serglycin
Exons: 3
Coding region: 95-559 (154 amino acids)
Source: RefSeq, a predicted model, not a curated record